CGCUAUAAAAGCAUACUGCGUCGCCCCUCGAACACGUAGUGUUUCCCCGCGUAGCGCACAAGAAAAACUGUCAUCACACACCAUGAAGUUCUUCAUUGUUUUGUUCGCCAUUGUGGCUGCCGUCAGCGCUGGAUACGAGCAAGUAUACCACGCGCAUUACAUCCCCCAGCAGCCCGCCAUUCCGCCCCCACAUCCGGGUCCCCUGCAUAUCAAGGGAAACGACCAUGUGACCAGAAUACAUUAUGACGCUCCUCAUGUCGGCUCUCCACAUCUCGUUGGCGUCGAGCAUUACGUACCCGCCCCGGAACCCGCGAUCAGCGUUGUGAAGGCGCACGGACACGGCUGGUAAAAAGGACCCCGUCUAACGAUGCCCCCUGACUAAAUCCAUUGGUCCAGAGUGGUCCAUACCGAAACGGCAGUCAUUUCGAGUAUUAUCAAUCAUAACGAUGACAGCAGACAACUUCGUCGACGGUACAUCUGGUUUCUCGCAUAAAUAAUUCCAAUUGAAGAUGAGCAAAUACACGGCCAAGGAACAUCUGAUCAAUCGUCAAAAUCAGCAUCUCCGGGACAUUUUUUUGAGAAGAGACGUAAAAUCGUGGACCACUCGCGGAUCGCAGACCAGGCAGCCAAACUCAAGAAUAAAAAAAUACAUUCGUCUUGAUUUUACCUUAAAGCUACAUAUGACACGCCUUACACAAUACACAUGGACACGAACACCUGUCUUUUUCUGUUCCUGCGUCUUCCCCCCAACACCGAAAUUCUCGUGCGGCAAUUGUGAUAUUGAAGAAGACAUCACAACAUCAGAGAGAGCGUUUCCCCUUUUCCCCCAUUUUUCGGACCCAAUCCCAAUUUUUCUUCACUGUCCGCAGCAACACUUUUAUUUAUUUUCUAAUAAAAGUUGAUUUGUGUACGUCUUGUGAUAAACCAGGAA
This is a messenger RNA of Solenopsis invicta (red fire ant), 931 nucleotides long. RefSeq lists its product as uncharacterized. NCBI's taxonomy places the organism in Eukaryota, Metazoa, Arthropoda, Insecta, Hymenoptera, Formicidae. The record is from RefSeq and is a predicted model, not a curated record. The coding region runs from base 83 to 349 and encodes 88 amino acids. The transcript has 3 exons.